Messenger RNA from Aspergillus affinis, 2400 nucleotides. Its product is annotated as Zn(II)2Cys6 transcription factor. Gene Ontology annotation, molecular function: DNA-binding transcription factor activity, RNA polymerase II-specific; RNA polymerase II cis-regulatory region sequence-specific DNA binding; zinc ion binding. The record is from RefSeq and is a predicted model, not a curated record. Gene Ontology annotation, biological process: positive regulation of transcription from RNA polymerase II promoter by galactose; DNA-templated transcription. The transcript has a single exon. The coding region runs from base 1 to 2400 and encodes 799 amino acids. Lineage: Eukaryota; Fungi; Ascomycota; Eurotiomycetes; Eurotiales; Aspergillaceae. Gene Ontology annotation, cellular component: nucleus.
AUGUUCUCAACGUUUGUCGCUCACUCCCACUCGCCCGAUCGCCCGGAUGCUCCCUCCACCAUCUCCACCACCUCCACCACCUCCACCACCUCCACCACGCCGCUUCCUUCGCUUCCUCCGCGUUCCAAGCGCAGUCAGGUCGCCCGCGCCUGUGACUGGUGUCGCGUUCAUCGCAUCAAAUGUGACAGCAGUCUCCCCUGUCAGAACUGUCGCAAUCGCGGCGGUCAUUGCAAAAAGAAAAGUGCUGCCGAGAUCCGCACGCUGCCCCACGCCGUGCGGGAGAUCGAGCGAUUGCGGCAACGGGUGCAGGAAUUGGAGGAACAAGUCGAACAGGCCGGUCGGACGGCGGUGCAGGGAGACCAGAAUCAGAGUCAGAAUCAGAAACAAGAUGCGAAACCCAGGCAGCAGCAACAUCGACCGUUGGGGACGCGACGAGGGGCGGAUGGAAUCCACACGCGCAGUGCCCACUCGACGCAGACGCAGUGGUACGGUCCUUCGUCGGCCUUCUACUUCAUCGGUCGCAUGAGCGCCUAUCUCAGCGCCGUGCUGGAAUUGCCGGAGGACGAGCACCAGAUUCAGCCCAACUCCGCCAGUCGCUUCUUCACCAGUCCGACCUCCACCAAAGAACCUCUGCCGGAGGAGCUGCCGGCCCCGUCGGCCGUCGGGGAAGAGGAGUCCUAUCUCAGCGGCAUCGAGGAGGACUUCUUUCUAAACCUGUUCUGGCAAUCCUACCAUCCCAUCUACCAGGUGCUGGACGAGGCCGACUUCCGGGAACACUACAAAUCGCUCUGGGUCGACUCGGCCACCACGCGCAAACCCUCCGCCCUGGUCGAUAUCGUGCUGGCCCUGUGCAUGCAGUAUGGCGUCGCCGUGACGCCGCACGGCAUUGCUGAUCGACCCGAUGGCCAGGUCGACCUCCACGACGCCAGCAUCGCCGGUCGCUGGUAUUACCGCCGGUCGCAAAUGCUCCUGAACUCCGAGCUGGAAAGUCCGUCCAUAGCCACGCUGCAGUGUCACAUUUUCUCUGUCGUCUACCUUUGCAACGCCUCCUUUCAGAACAUGGCGCACACGACCCUGGCGCUGGCAGUGCGCACCGCCCACAUCCUCGGUCUGCAUCUCGAGCCGCGCGAGAGCCUGCCGCGACCCCAGCGGGAACUGCGGAAACGCAUCUGGUGGACGCUGUACACCGUCGAGAUCAAAACGUGCAUGAAACUCGGCCGUCCGUGCUCCAUGGCCGACACGAUGGCCACCUGUCAACUCCCCGCCGAUGACCACGAGCUGGCGCGCCUGUCGGUGUCCAACAUCGCCGCCUACGGUGACCAAGUGACCUGGUUGACAUACAGUCGCCUCAUGACGGAGCUGGUGCUGGCCGCGCAGACCGUCCAUCUGAACAUCUACGACGAGCGGGCUGAGGUCCUGGCUGCUCGCGACGUCAAGAGCCUCUACACGGAUCCGGGCGCGCUGGAAGCCCUGGCGGAAUUCCUCACCUCGCAGCUGGGCAGCAUGCGCGAAUGGCUGCACAACGUCCCGGACGGCAUGAAGACCAAACGCAAAGACGGCGGCCAGUCCUUCUCCACGGACCGAUCAGCCCUCGACCUGGAGCGAUACGCGCCCUCGUGGCUGCAGCGCCAGCGACUCCUUCUGGAACUCCUCUACCACAACCUGUCGAUGAACGCCUACCGACCCUUCAUCUGCUUCCCAUCCCCAUCUACAUCCCUAUCGACCUCCACCUCCACCUCCCCUUUUCCCUUCCCCGGAGCCGGCACGGGCACCGGCCACAGUAGUAGUAGCAGCAGCACCCCGAUGGUCGACGCGCACGCCGUCUCGUGCGUCGACCACGCCAUUGCCAUCACGCACAUCCUCCGGCAGAUCCUCCCUUCGACCGAUUUCCUCAAGGGCUGGUACGAGGCCUUCCAGUGGCAAUGGAGCGCCACGCUCUCCAUGGUAGGAUUCGUACUGGCCUAUCCAUCACACGCCUCGACACCUGUUGCGCGCGCCACCAUCGACGACGCCGUCACCGUGCUGGAGAUCUUCGGCCUGAAUUUCGCCGUCGCCGGCAGCGCCGCGAACGUGACGCGCGGGCUCGCCGCCAAGGCCGAUUAUCUUGCCGCCGGCGGGGGCGGUCGGUUUGGCGUGCCUACGACCCUAACGCCGCCUUUCUCCGAUCAGAUGGAGCCGUUCCUGGCGUCGGUUGGCGGUGGUGGUCCGAGUGGUGGUGCUGCUGGUGGGGGCUCGGAUCUGGCCGAUGAGCCGAUGACGACAGCGGCCAUGUUCCAGAGCACAUUGGCCGGGGCGAUGGGGUUGGCGUAUAAUGUCGAUUCUUUCUAUAGUUUCGAGCCCUUGUACGCCGGGUCGAGGGACUUGGGGGAUGCGUGGAAUUUUGGUCAUGAGGUUUUAUGA